Thrips palmi is the source of this 3333-nucleotide messenger RNA. It is a transcript of the gene orb, whose product is annotated as cytoplasmic polyadenylation element-binding protein 1. Lineage: Eukaryota; Metazoa; Arthropoda; Insecta; Thysanoptera; Thripidae. The coding region runs from base 308 to 2146 and encodes 612 amino acids. Gene Ontology annotation, molecular function: mRNA regulatory element binding translation repressor activity; translation factor activity, RNA binding; ribosome binding. The transcript has 11 exons. The record is from RefSeq and is a predicted model, not a curated record. Gene Ontology annotation, cellular component: nucleus; neuron projection; cytoplasm. Gene Ontology annotation, biological process: negative regulation of cytoplasmic translation.
UGCGUGAUGUCUCACUCACAUCUGUCACUGGAGUGAGAGUGAGUUCAGUGAGUUGCGGCGAGGCGCCCAUGUAGCUAGGCCAUGUGGUUGGUGGGUGGCAAGCAUAAUCGAGACAGUUAUCACACGAAGCAUUUUCUACCAUAGUUGCCAGCAUUUCAGUUGGCUUUGGGCGACGCAGCGUGCACGUUUGUAGGCCGGCGAAACUUUGUCGCGGUCGGAAACUACGAGAUCGGACUACCAUCGUUUGGUGGAUGGUUCUUUGGACGAGGACUACACAAGAUCUUCUGGAACUGACAGUGAAUCGUUGAUGUCAAUUGCUGAGUUGCUGGGUCUGAACAUGCCUCGCGGGUCGUUGAUGGGAUCGGCGCCCGGAGCCACGGAAGGUGCCAACUCAGCUCCACAGGCCUUCAUGGGAGCUCCCAACAUGAGACAGUUCACGGGCGACGACAGCGGCUAUCCGACGAGUCACCCCGGCAGCCCACUGCCACUCGACAGGGACAUGUCCUCGCCAGGGAAUUCCGAAUUCCGGAUGCGUCGGAAUCGCGCGGCGUCCGUCACCUUCGCCCCGCCGUCGCCGUCGCCCGCUUCUUCGCCGCAGAGCCCAUUCUCACCUGGUUUUGUGGGGUCUCGCCCGUACAGAGUCGGGUCGCACACCCUCAGUGAUGGUGGCAGUCCUCUCGAGCAAGCAUUCCUGUUGGGUUCCUCUUCACGCUCCAACUCCCCCGAGUCUGAUACAAGUCUGAACAGUGACAAUGCGAACCUAUCUGAUCUCAUGAGCUGUUUGUACCUCCAUGCUCGCGCUCGCAGUGAUUCUGCCAUGUCUGCGGGCCUUCCUGGCAAUAGCAACGCAGAAGACCAACGUCAGCAGGAGCUGACCAACCUGACGAACCUCCAUGCACUUCAAAACCUAACUAAUAAUAAUCUGUCUCUGAACUUCUUUCAACAAAAUCAACAACCACAGCCCCAGUCUCCUUUGAGUUCUCCUUUGUCGUCACCAUUGGCAUCGCCUGACAGGGCUUGGAGCCCUUCGUGGAGCCCUAGCUCCCUCCCCAACUCGCUGCCCAAUUCACUGUCCAGCUCUCUGCCGGGGUCGCCCCUUUUCAUGUCCAGCCCGCUGCGGGGCGCCGCUCCCAGGACGCCCCCGUCGCCUGGGUCUACUCUCAAUGGCAGGGCUGGCUUGGACUCUGUUAACAAUGCAGGAUCCCGUGGCUUGCGCCGUGGCUUCGCCAACCCUCAACGUGAUGUCACGAGCACAUGGAGUGGCUUGUUACCUGCAAGAAAUCUGGAGAAUCCUACUUUUUCUGUCAAGGUCUUUCUUGGUGGCGUGCCUUGGGAUAUGAAUGACACUAUGCUGAUUCAUGGACUGAAACAGUUUGGAAUGGUUACUGUGGAGUGGCCCUCUGCUAGGCAGCCUGGUGUCCCUGCACCUAAAGGAUAUGCAUAUGUUAUAUUUGAAUCUGAGAAACAGGUCAAAGCAUUGCUUCAAGCCUGCUCCAAUGAUUUUGCCACUGGUGGUCAGAAUUGGUAUUUUAAACUGUCAUCUAAACGGAUGAAGUCUAAAGAAGUUCAAGUUAUUCCUUGGGCAUUGAGCGACACCAACUGGGUUCGCAGUAUCUCACAAAAAUUGGACCCUGAAAAGACUGUGUUUGUGGGUGGCUUGCACGGCAUGUUAAAUGCUGAGGGAUUGGCAGUAGUCAUGCAUGAUCUGUUUGACGGUGUUGUCUAUGCAGGUAUUGACACAGACAAAUUCAAGUACCCCAUUGGAUCAGCUCGUGUUACCUUCAACAACAACCGCUCCUUCAUGAAAGCUGUCAGUGCUCGCUUUGUUGUUGUCAAGUCUAACAAAUUCACCAAGAAAGUACAGGUGGAUCCUUAUCUGGAGGACUCUCCUUGUUCAUUGUGUGCAGUUCAGCAUGGACCCUAUUUCUGUAGAGAGAUUUGCUGCUUCCGCUAUUUCUGCCGUUCAUGCUGGCUCUGGCGCCAUUCUUAUGACCAUUCACUUAUGUCUCAUAAAUAUCUUACCCGCUCUUCAAAAUCGACCAAUGCUAUAGGUGGCUUUGCAGAUGGACUUACUAUGGGCAGCAUGUCCGUUGAUUUUAGAGGACCUGUCCGCCGUGACUUCAAUAGACUUGAUGGUCUGCAGUAAAGAUUUUAUUUAUCUUUUUAAUUUUAAGUUUUCAUUUUCCUACUUUAGGAAAGCUUUUGUAAAACAGACUAGAUUUUUUUUCCUUUGAACGUUAGUCUUUUCAAUGGUGCGUGUGUACUUACAACCUUACAUUCCCUGUAAUUCUGGAAAUGUUUUAAGUUGAUUUUUGUUUUCUUAAUUUGAUGAGCAGCUUCAUGUUGGUGUCAAACUGCAGUAUAUGGCAAGGUUGAUUUAUCUAUUUAUAGUUUUAACUAAAGUGAACAAAUUAUUAUUCUUAGAGAUGAGGCUUUUCUGAGCUUGUAUUAUCACCUUUUAUCUAAAGAAGCCUUUAGAGUAGUGACAUUAAUAUUCUGAAUACCCAGAAUAAUUUUAAGUCAGUGUCAAUAGUUUUAUGACUGUCCAACCAAGUUCUCCUUUUUUAAACAGCUCAUAUGGGGAACUUUUUGCAGCCUUGGACAAAACCUCUUAUGGUGGGUUUUCCUUGACUAAGCUGGUUUCUUAAAUAUAAUUUUACCAUGAUGAAGCUAUAAAUCAUUUAUAAUUAGUGGAAGAUUAUUUUCCAUUUUAAAGUGUGUUGUCAGUUUGGUACAAAAUGAAAAUUGAUUUGAUGAAGUUCUUUGGCCAACAGUGUGAAGCUCGCUUUGUUUUUAACGUACCUUGAUUAUUACUGUUUUUUUCCUUUUGUUAUUCUUUAAGGGAAGCAUCAAAUUCCUUAUGAUUGUAUCACUUUUCAUGCCUGGUUGUGGGGGAGGGAAAUCAUCUGCUGAAUGAAAUGUUUCAUGGUGUGGUGCUCCUCACCAAAAAUCUGUUUUGGUGAGAAAGUUAAUUAUUUUUUAUUGUUUAUUAUUUUAAAUGGAAGAGUUUUUGUUGAUUAAUUUCUUUAAUCAUGUUUUCAAAUUAUCAAUAGAUUUGGUUUUGGGGUUUUAUUUUUGUUUCCAUUGAAGCUGACCAGAAGCUUGAUUGAUUUCAGUUCAAUUUCUAGUUUUCGUCAUUAAUGCAAUAGGCAAUAAUCGGAAACUUUUUUUUUUUUUUAUUUGUCUGAAUCCACUUGAACUUUCUUGUGCUUGUCAAUUUUCAGAAUCUCACUUGAAGGUUUAGAACGUUGAUGAAAUUGGAUUGAACACGGUCUACGGCUCGUCUUGAGGAUUGUAUUAUUGAACAUUAAAUGUUUUAGUUCCUAAACUUUU